Messenger RNA from Xyrauchen texanus (razorback sucker), 5900 nucleotides. Its product is annotated as homeobox protein SIX5-like. The record is from RefSeq and is a predicted model, not a curated record. Bases 482 to 3370 code for a protein of 962 amino acids. NCBI's taxonomy places the organism in Eukaryota, Metazoa, Chordata, Actinopteri, Cypriniformes, Catostomidae. Gene Ontology annotation, cellular component: transcription regulator complex; nucleus. Gene Ontology annotation, biological process: regulation of transcription by RNA polymerase II. The transcript is spliced from 3 exons. Gene Ontology annotation, molecular function: DNA-binding transcription factor activity, RNA polymerase II-specific; RNA polymerase II cis-regulatory region sequence-specific DNA binding.
AACAAAGUCAGGUAACAACAUGCAGGUAGCCAUAUUGUUGUUAAGGGACAAAAAAAACACAGAUACCUCUUCAGACUACACAGACUCUCCAGAACUAUACAAGACUGUGUAAAAAAAAAAAGGAUAUUGAAAAUACUGUCAUGUCAUUUGUGGCGUAAAUCUUCAUCACAUAUCAAAUAAAAGUGCAUGAAAUCAGUUCUAUUCAUACAUACUUUUAAAGCACAAUACAUGCAUUUUAAAGUAAGUUGCUUAAUGUUCACAUGUAAAAAAAAAUAAAGUGAUUUCAUAAAAUUAUUGUACAACGGCAACCGAAUGAAAUGCAGCUGGCCUGUGGGGGAUAUACAGAUGGGGGGAGGUUGACGAAAUGCGGGGCGUAACGCCUCUGUCUGUAGCAGGCAUACUCGCCUACGAGGAGAAUGGGAGUGAGAGAGAGAUAGAAGGGGAGGGAGGAGGAACUUGAAGGAAAAAAGUUACAAUAAAAAUGGCUUCCUUGACUUUAGAGUCCACAGAACAAACUGAAAAUGGCCCAAAGGCGUCCACGCAAGAUGAAGCCAAAGUCAAAGAGGAGAUGGAUCCGGACGAAGUUUCGGAACAACUGCUUCAAACCUUCCAGAACUCGGCGCUCAGUUUUUCCACCGAUCAAGUCGCGUGUCUGUGCGAGGCUCUCCUGCAAGCGGGCAAUGUGGAUCGCCUGUGGAGAUUCCUCUCCACCAUCCCUCCUUCAGCCGAUCUGCUACGUGGCAACGAGACCCUGCUAAAGGCCCAGGCGUUGGUCGCUUUUCACCGGGAGGAAUUCAAAGAGUUGUACGCCAUCCUGGACAGUCACGACUUCCACCCGAGUAACCAUGGGUUCCUGCAAGACCUAUACUUGAAGGCGCGCUACAAGGAGGCUGAGAGAUCCAGGGGUCGCAGUCUGGGCGCCGUGGAUAAAUAUCGACUCCGCAAAAAGUUUCCCUUGCCAAAAACCAUUUGGGAUGGAGAAGAGACGGUGUACUGCUUCAAGGAGAAGUCGCGCACCGCUCUGAAGGAUUGUUACAAAAUCAACAGGUAUCCCACUCCGGAAGAGAAGAAGAAUUUAGCCAAAGUCACCGGACUUUCUUUGACUCAAGUGAGCAACUGGUUCAAGAAUCGCCGACAGAGGGACCGGACCCCGUCCGGUACAAACAGCAAAAGUGAAUCUGAUGGGAACCACAGCACAGAGGAUGAAGCCAGCAAGGGAGACCUGGAGGAUAUUACUGACAAACCUGCUGCUCAAGAGACAGGCAGCUCUAAUACUUCUCUUAUGUCUCUCACUGGUGCUCCUUGCAGUACUAGUGGUCAGCUUAUUCUCAACAGCACAGGGGGAUUCCUCACAAGCUCUCAUCCACUGCUGCUCAAUGGGAGCCCUAUACUCUCUGCGGCAGGGACCGGGGUCAUUAUUAAUGGUUUGACACUAAGUGAUGGCCACACAGUCACUCUAAGUCCUGUUACAGCUAAUGCACCAUUGCUACUAAAUAGGGGGCAAGUGAUCUCCAAAGAGGAGCGUGGUGUCAAAGAUAUGGAGGCCCAAGGCAGUCUGCCCACUGUGGUGCUGAAUCCACAAGCCAGUCUAUCUAGUACAAUACCUCACUAUGCAAUACAAUCUCUUAGUGAGGAAGCAAAAACAGCCAGCAGCAAUGUCUCUCCACUGGAUUUUAUCAGUCUUCCAGAGGCCUUGAAGAAUCCAGAUAGUACCCAGUCAGUGCUUACAAACUCUAUGUCCACUUCCACCAUCUCCACUUCUGUCGUCUCUCCCACAUCUCUUCCUGCAGUAGCAUUGGCUCAAAAUAGUGUUCCUGCAUCAACAGCAGGCUCUGUGAGAUCAGUCAUCUCCAGUCCAUUGGUACCACUACAGCCGACACAGCCAUCAGAGCUUGUUGUAGUAGCAAAGGCUGAACCUCAGCCACCUGCCAGCAGCUUCAUCUCAAGCCCUCAGGUGCUCUCUUUACCCCAGGUGGUACCAUCUAUACAGGGUAUUCCAGUGUCUCAAUUUAUGCAGAAUCCAUCUGGGGCUACAAUAUCAUCCUGCCCCCAGCUUGUUCCAGUCUCCCCUGUCCAUCCACAUUUACCGCAAAACUCCAUUCCUCAGUUUCAGACACAGACAUUGCACAGUGUUCCCAGACUUGCUCAAGCCCAGCCCCAAAAUGUAGCCACCAUACUAGGCACAAAUACUGCUUUAUCUCUACCCCAGAUGGGUGAUGGGCAAGUUUCCCAAGUGCUUACAACUCAGUUUGGAGAUGAAGCUACUUCAGCUACCAUCCCACAGAUACAGACCUCCAUGGCUACACAAGUCUUUCCCAUCUCCUCCCCGACUCAAGUUGUGCCCAUUUCCCAUCCCAAAGACACAAGCCAGCCUCAGCUGGUCCCUCUGUCACUGCCUCAACUCAUGCCUGUAUCAUCCAUUGCAGGAACGCCCACUGGAACUUUCUCUUUCCCUCAGGUGGUCCCAGCAGCACCAUCACUCUCCAUCCCAUCCCCUGGUGGUGCGUUCCAGAUUCUAACACCCAUGUCUGGAACAUCAUUGAGUGUUGCGCAGGGACCGAUAUGCCUAAGCCCAGUAGGACCUCCACAGAGUGUCCCUACUGCUUCCAUCCCAGGUGUUCAGCUUCUUAAUUCUGGCCUGAUUCAACUCCCUUCUGCCUCUCCAGGCAACAUCCUCUUAGCAGGUGGUAUAGGGGGCAGCCCCAUCCUAAGUGUUCAGAAUGGCAAACUCAUCCUCACUAUCCCAGCUGGCAUCCAGUUCACCAGCAUGCCUGUCAAGUCUGUCCCAGAAAAUUCAGUCUUAAGCAACAGCACCCUUGAUCAAAUCUCAGCUGUUCCUCUGUUUGAGAAUCAACCAGCAGCUUCACUCACUGCUCAAACCUCAAAUUCACUACAAUUAUCUCCUUUGGGGUUUGUUGGCUCCUCUACACUUUACUGCAGCCCCGAGCCUGGGACUAUUGCUAACCCAACCCCAGGAGCCUCUCCGAACACCCCAGACUCUUCCAGCACUCCCACUCCUACAGGCAUCCUACAAUCCCAGCAGACUCUCAGCCCUGAUAGCAUGUUUCCCCUCAGUCCAAUCUGUGGUGGAGUGGCAACUGGCCCCCACCUCUCCCACCCAGUCUGGAGCCCCAUCCCACUGUCCUCCUCUUCUAGCCUGACAUUAUUUGAUGUGCGUGGGAAGGGUGAUCUUCAAGAGGACCCCGUUUUGUUGGGCCUGCCAGGUGGAGAGUCCCUCCUGUUGGGCACUUCUCCAAGUGAGGACGUUGAGAGAGAUUCUCAACUGGACGAUGUGGACGAAAUGGGUGGGGACUCGAAAAUUCUUACACAACUGCAGUCUGUCCCUGUGGAUGAUGAGUUGGGUUUGUAAUUACCAGUCAUUGUUGACGGCCUGCAAGAUACAGUGUUAAAUCUCAGCCAACAGUAGUUAUAAUCAACCAAACCAUGACCUAGUAGUGAGAGGAGUUAUGAUUUAGAGGUCUUUUCUUACUCCACCUUAUCUAGGUUGAGGUUUAAUUACUGGAAUUAUACAGCUUGAUAACCCAAGUUAUUGAAAGAAACUUCCAUUUUGUUGAAAUGAUUGUCUUUCAUGUACAUUGACUUUGGUUGUGAAAACAGAAUUCAAAAAGGGGUUUCAAUAUAGAGGUUUCAUUAUUAGUGCUGGGACAAGGCAAUGUCAGGGUUAGUUACAGUGGACAUUGUAUAACCGAUAUUCACCUCCAGGAAAAUGAAAUCUCAGUAUGUGUCUAUAUGUUAGUUCUGAAUUUGCUGAAAUGCAGAUCUUGAGGUAUGUUACAAGACCCUAUAUGAGUGGUAAUAAGGCACUAAUGUGUAUGUCAAAGGCAAUCAUGUUUUAUUUGAGAGUGAAGGGUGUGAGACUUUUUCCUUUGUGCCUUAGAUAUUUUUUGUUACUUUACACUUUAUAAACAAUUAUGAACAGUACCUUUUUUUUCUUUUAAUGAUAAUAAACUUCUAUUAGGUUUUCCAUUCUAAAGACAAUAGACUGGAGGUACUUGCAUGUUUUAUGCUGAUAGCAGUACUGGCCUCUUGUAAUGAAAUGGGUCCCACUACAAACCUAAGUAUUUAAGAUCAAACUGUGUCUGAACACAAAAAGCUUUUUAAUCAAAGAUCUAUUAGUUUAAAUGAUCAUAAAGCUACCCGGGUGCACUUGCAGCCACCUGCGCUGGCACAAAGGACAAUAAAGAAAUCUGCAAAAACAGUUAAAUAAACCCGCUGAGCGUAAGAUGAGACAUUGUAAAGGAAUGCAUACGAUUUGGGUGACAAAAUGAAGCAACCCUUCAGGUGCCUGCCAACUGCAUUGGAAAUAUAACAUCAUUACAACAUCAUUACUGCUAAAUAAUAUUUUUUAGAGUGUUUUUCUUUCUUGAAUUGGUUGUAACUGCUAAAUGUGAGAUGGUCAUGCAGAUGUUUGAAGUGCCCUGUAAGAGAAGCUUGGAUUUGAACAUCUCACUUUUGAACACUCCGAGAAUCACUGUUACUAUUUGUUAUUUAAUAUGGACAAUUUCUUGCAGACUAAAUACUGAAUCAUGAUGGUGCACCAGGCUGACUAUAAAAAUUCAGUCUGAACUUUAGAUUCUGGUUUCAUAGAUCGAUAAAACACUGUGGUCUCCCAAGCAUUCUAGCUCAUCACUAAAACUGAAAGUGUGUAAACCUAAUAGCUCUAGUGUUCUGUUUAAAGGGAAUUGAAGUACUGCUAUUGUUUGAAUAUUUCUCUAUGCAACAAUGGUUCCACAUGAUAACUGACCCAUGGUUAUAUAACUCUUAACUCUAAGAUGUGGCUCCUUUUUUGUUUAAUGUUGAAAACAGCCAUUUGUUACACUAUAAAUCCACCAUGUACAUAUACAAUGAAAUGUUUUGUUUUGUCUUUUUUUUUUACUUAAUUCUAAUCAAGUGGAAUUAUGUCUUUGUGACUAAACUCGAAAUACUAUUGACUUUUUCCAUGCAAGAUUUUGAACGACACACUGGUGUGUGACCACAAGCAGUGCGUUUGCCUUGAUUCUGGUCAUUUUCACCACCAGACAGAUAUUCUCAAUACAGAGCACUGCUCUGUAAGUUUUGCACAUUUUAUCAUUUUAUUCGUGAAGCAUAAUAUUUUUUUUCUGUCCCCAAAUUCAGUGCUAUAUUGUUCAAGAGUUAAAUCAUUCACUUGUAGGCUUUUGUAUCAUAGCAGAAUAUUAGGACUAUAAGCCUUUGGCAUCUAUCCUUGGUGUACAAAGCAAUAUUCCUGGUCUAAAUCAUAUAUAUAUAUAUAUAUAUAUAUAUAUAUAUAUAUAUAUAUAUAUAUACCCUUUUUCUUUAUAUUUAAUGCAUGUAUCAGUCAUUUUGGGGUCAUUCUAUGAUGGACUUUGUUUUAUUUUUUUAUUCUAGCUUAGUUUUACACUCCAUUUCAUACCAUGUUUUUGCUUUGUGUAGAAUCUAACCUAAUUUCUGUGUUUCAUUAAUGAUUUCAUGAAAGAGUUUACACAUUUAUGCUGCAUAGGACUUUUAGCAUUGACUUGCCAAAGUUUGUUUCUUUCAAGUACCUGGACAAUGUUUUUAACAUUUUGGAAAGUAAAGUGUGUGUGUGUGUGUUGCUAUUACUCUUUGAGACUGUUAUGGUUCCUGUUAAUGCACAGAUAUUUUAGUCUGUAGAGUUAUCUUUGUUAGUUCUGUUCACUUAUUUUCUUUGUUUCUGAAUACUCUUAUCAUGUAUACACAGAAAAAUAUGCAGCUGAGCAAACCAAAGAUUUUUUGUAUCAUUUAAUGUACUGUAGUAAAGGGAGUUUUCUUUUACCUUUUAUUGUAAAACGACAUCUCUUUUCAUAGAGGUGUCUUGUAUUUCUUAUAGUUGUUUUUUUUUUUUUUUAUAUAUAUGCCAUUUUAUUGUGACUUGUAAUAAA